CCUUGCAAUUUUUAGGGGAGAUCGAUUUUCAUAUUUAGAGCAAAACCAUAACACAAGGAAUAUAGAGAUUUGGGUAACAAAAAAAAAGAUUAAAAUUGAGAAUGGAAAGGCUGUGGAGUGGAUGAACUUCAUGAAUGUGUCAGUUCCUAUAUGGUCGAGUUUAAAAGUCAUAAGCUACUCUCCGCCAAGUUACUUCAUCGACGAUAAAACCUUCAGUCUCGCAUUGUGUUGUUUUAACAAGGAGGGAAAGGCUUGCAUUUAUAUUGCCAAGGGAGAUAAGUUCCAUGAAAUUAAGAUAAACGCUUUGGUUGAGGACCAUACUCGUCAUUACCGUACCUAUGUUCCUAGUUUGGUCCCAGUUCCAACGUUCACGAUGAGCACCCAGCAGGUUGAGUCCCGCUUCACACCCCCUAGAGGAAUACAAGCGAGCGAUGGAGGAAACGAGUGGGACGACGGCAUCUUCCACAAUGUGAAGAAAAUAAAUGUAGGACUAAAUGAUUUAGACACGGUCUUUGUCAAGUUUCACUACUCCAAAUAUAACAUGACUGUAGCCGGAGCAGGUCAUGGAAAUGCGACCACCCAUAUUCCAGAGGACGAGAUUAUGAUCGCUGGAGGCGACUACAUCGAAGCUGUAGAGGGGACCUACACUGAAAGCCAUAUCACCUCCAUCACAUUUCGGAUGUACAAGGGAGGCAUGAUGCCACAGUACGGACGCUUGAACGGGAUGCCCUUCUCGCUUCGAGGAGAACGAGGCGAGAAGGUCAUCGGGUUUUAUGGAAGAAGCUCUGAUGUCCACCUCACUGCUCUCGGCGUCCACUUCUCUGCCCCUCCUCUAGCUUUUUCAUUUCGCCAAAAUGAUUUUGGUGCUGUCUUCGUCAAAUUUCACUACUCCAGAGAUAAUGCGAUAAUAGCCGGAGCCGGUCACGGGGAUCUGAUAAUGAUCCCUGACGAUGACUACAUUGAAGCCGUCGAGGGGACCUACAAUGAGAGCCACAUCACCUCCAUCACGUUCGGAAUGCACAAGAGAAUCACUAUGGUCUUUGGAGCGUCAAAGAUAAAAGCCAAAACAUGUUUUGAAGAAUACAAGCCCACCGGAGAUGAAACGACUGAUUUCCUUCUUUGUAGGGUUCCGGUUUACCCGUCACUGUGUUAUAAAAAGUGUCUAGAGACUAGAGAAGGCGCAAAGGGCGGAAAAUGUAUUUUCGAGAUAGACACUGAUAAAAGUAAAUGCUUUUGCAACUAUUGCUCCGACGAUCCCAAUCCACUCUACUUAACCAAACCAACCAGUGCUUAAUACUCAGCAAACCAUAUAUGCAGCUACUCCAUUUGCAACCGCAGAAUCCGAUAUUUUCAAACUUCUGAUCUCUCCUUUAAUAUGUAUGUUUCCGAGUUCAUGUUGCCAUAUUAGUAAAUAAAAAGAAUAUAUUAAA
Arabidopsis arenosa is the source of this 1430-nucleotide messenger RNA. The record is from the annotation of a GenBank genome assembly. Lineage: Eukaryota; Viridiplantae; Streptophyta; Magnoliopsida; Brassicales; Brassicaceae.